GUUUCGUCAUCAUUUUAGACCUACCGAGUUUCCUUAUAGUUUUUCUUACCUACUAUCAAAAGAGAAGAGUUUGGAGACGACUUUUAAGUUACAUCCGUUAACCUAAUAAAAUACUAAUAAUAUCCCUUUGACGUAGUAAUAUAUUCAUUUUUCAUCGUGGCUGGAAUACUUUGGUCUCGAAGACCGGCUCCUACGACGGAUGCCGCCGAUGCGAUCAGCGAUUCUUCAAAUCCUUCUCGCGAUAUCAUGACCGCGCCUUCCGCCCAUCCCAAUUUAACGCCUCAAUUCUGUUUCUCGUCCGCAGCCCUUAGAGACUUCCUCCGAAUAUCUCGUAGUGCGAUAGACGACUCGAUAACCCAAAAUCUCAAUGCUCUCGUAACGCCUUCUCAGUCGGGGUUUGAUCCCUCCUCGACCUCUGUCCGGAUCCCUCAAGCUUCCAGUCAACCUAUCGAUCCACGGGCAUGUCAGGCAUUCAAGGACAAGGUCUUAUUCCCCUCCUGGCAAGCAAGGUCUGAUGUUUUGACUUACUGCGCCUACGUCGCCACCAAUCCAGAUCCAGAUGAUCCCGAAGUAGCUCUACGGGAAGCCGAGACCGAGAGGAAUCAUGAGCGGGUGGUCGACGAGAGAUUAGACCCAUAUUCCGGGCGGUAUUUCCCCCGAGAGCCUCGCACGGAAAUGCUAGCCAACCUGCUAAGGCAAGAGAGAAGCGUCGAAAAUAUUGUCCGUUCUCGAACGUGGGGUUUAGUGCGGGAGCGCUGCGGUGAUAGCUUCCAGGACGCGGAACAGGCUCUGAACAGCUGGAGAAUGGGAAGAGAGCGCCGCAGCCCGUAAUUGGAACCAAUUCAAGCAGUACGAAUCGAUGUUAUAUUAACUAGAUUAAAUAACUAUAUAAUGCUGCAUAUGCCUACGUAGGUACCUAGGUCUUUAUAAAUCUCACCACUAAAUGUAAUACUAUUUACCAUACCAGAUACAGUAUACUAACCUUUUGUUGUUUACUAUAUGAAAUAGUAAUUUCAAAACCGACUCAAUUAUCUAGAGGUAGUUUGCAUUCACAGACUUGAGAAAGCUAGAUAAUAGUUUAACUUAAUAAUAUACUUGGUGCAUAGA
Messenger RNA from Daldinia loculata, 1107 nucleotides. Its product is annotated as putative caffeine-induced death protein Cid2. The record is from RefSeq and is a predicted model, not a curated record. The transcript is spliced from 2 exons. Gene Ontology annotation, cellular component: mitochondrion; mitochondrial intermembrane space. The coding region runs from base 247 to 831 and encodes 194 amino acids. Lineage: Eukaryota; Fungi; Ascomycota; Sordariomycetes; Xylariales; Hypoxylaceae.